UGGUGGGAGUGCUUUGGGAUGGGGUUUUGGGUCGGUAGCUGGAGUGGUGGUUCGACCCAGAUUGGAAAGGGGGGAGAGGAGAUACAGAAAAUGAGAUUACAAGGGUAAGAAAAUCUUUUUGUCACCAUCGAUAAUGAAGUUAAUCCACUUCAAGCUGAAAUCAAAUGGGAUGAAGUGAUUAUAUUUGAAUAAUAGGAAACUGAAAUGUUAUUGGUGUGCAUCUAUUCAUAAACACAGUAUCCUAACACCAUUGAUUUUGAUUAAGAUUUUCUACGUGAUUCGAAACUAAGCCAAAGUUACAUGAAGACAUGCUUUUAUUUUUGUUUUUCCCUGUUUUCCCUUUUGAAAAUUUAAUUUUGUCUGAAGAAUUUCCAAAAUAUCAAUUCCGCCGGGACUCUGGACCAACCUUUAUGCUGUAGAUUUAGUCCGUGUCUUACUUUACUGAGUCUAAAACAUCAAGGUUGGUUAUUUUCAAGCAAUAUAAACUUCAAAUGAUUCUGAAUUUUGACUGUAAUUAUAAUUGCACUUGCUUGUCAAUCAGAUCUGAGGUAAUUCACCGUAAGUUCACAAUAACAAAGGCUCUAUUACUCAAGGCAGAAAGGUCUUCAUUUGACCGCCUCAGGCAACAGAUAUACAAGAUAGAACUAGAACAGAAGAGAUUAGAAGAGGAUGCAUUUGUAUAUAACUGGCUCCAACAACAGCUGAAGCUGUCACCAGCAUACAAAAAGGUAUCUUCCUAUCCUUAAUUUGUGAUUCACCGGGUUCUUAAUAUGACCCUAGGUUUUAAACAGCUGGGUUGAUGUUGUCACUAUUGAUGUUGCUGAUCAAUAGAACUCGACUAUGCAAAUGAUUUAUAAUUGCCUGCAGUAGGCUACUUGAAAACCACCUUUUACUAGUCCAAGAGUAUCUUUAUUAUAUGGUACUCAAAGCUAUGCUAGAAUGAAGUUUUCAGUUUGUUGCUUGACAAAGAUGAACCCUAACACACUCUGUCUAUCAUGUUGAAGAUGCUUGAAAUUGGUGCCUGCAUGGAGUCGAAAGCCAAAU
This is a messenger RNA of Ilex paraguariensis (yerba mate), 1044 nucleotides long. The record is from the annotation of a GenBank genome assembly. NCBI's taxonomy places the organism in Eukaryota, Viridiplantae, Streptophyta, Magnoliopsida, Aquifoliales, Aquifoliaceae.